AUGUACAGAAUAUUAACCACAAUCUUAAGGAAAAUAUAUCUUAUUCCUUCAGGUAGUGGGUGGAUGUCCAUUUUAUUAUCCAUAACAGGAAGUAUAGUACUAUUACCAUUUGUUUAUUUUGUGAUAAUAUUGAGUUAUAUAGUGAAGUUUCUAGAUAAAUUAUGGUAUAUCAUUAGUUUCUUUUUAUAUAUUGGGGAUAGAGAUACUUUAUUGGAACCACUUAAUGAUUUAGAUUACUUGAUGUGGAGAACUUCUAUGCAUAGUCAGCCUCUUAUAACAUGUUUCUUUGUUAUUGAUAAGAUACCAUUUAAACAGAUACAAAAGGUUUUAAGCAGUAGAAUUAGAUAUAAAGAUGCGUUUGGAGGUUUCUUAGAUAACCAAAAUCAUAUUAAGAAUAAUUCGCGUUUUUUUUGCAUUGUAAAGAGGAUUUUUGGUAGGCUUUGGUUCGUUUAUGUAGAUAAAAAAUAUAAAAUUGAGGAUCAUAUUUUGAAUAUCUCUCCAAAAGUUGCAAGGUUAAUCUUAGAUAAUCCAAGUAUGAUAAAUGAUAACGAAAAAGAAAAUGAAUCUCUUAUAGAUGUUGUACAUCUUUUAAAUAAUAGAAGUACCUAUUAUAAUAGAAAUGGUAAUGUAGAUAUAGGCCCUUUAUCUAGUGAUGAAAUGCGAAGAUUUUAUGGUUUAUUAUCUAACUCUGGUGGAAAGCAGCUUACAACUAAGAAACCGUUAUGGAGAAUUUUAGUUUUGGAUAAUGUAUUAUGGAAAAAUAGAAAUAGCAGUGUGAUAAUUGGGCAGUUCCAUCAUGUCAUUGGAGAUGGAUCAACAUUAUCUCAAUUUGUCAUAAAGACAAUUUUAGAUAAUGAUGAGAAGUGUCCGAAUAUGAGUCAUAAUGCUCAUGUCACUAAAUCUGCUCAGUUUUGGCAUAAGUGGAUUAGUGGUCUUUUAUGGGCAUCCAUUGCAGGUCCUGUAAUUCUCCUUAGGGCAUCUUUAUUGACUCGUAAAGAAAGAUCUUGGGAAUAUCCUACUGAAUUUAGACCUCAAAGAUCCUCUAAUAUUUGUUUAGCAGGUCCAAUAUGUAUUGAACUUACAGAUAUUAAUAAGGUGAAACAUUUCCUUAACAACAGUAUGAAUAGAGAUAAUACUCAAGAAAAUAUGAGGUCAAAGAACUCUAUAGAUAAUCCUAAAAGUAGAACUAUUGAAAGCAAAAAAAAUGAGAUUUCAAAGCAGACACGGUUGAGUUUCUCUAAACGCAUCACAUUUAAUGAUAUUAUCUUAUCAUGUAUAGCUAGUGGUUAUAUAAAGUAUGUGAAACUUCAUAGACAAGGUAGUGAUAGCCCGGCUUCUACAUUAUGCUCUACUCCUGCAUCAACAUUUAUAUCUAGUCCUAUUUCAAGAUUUCAAAUCAGGCAUAAUAAUGAUGAGAUAUCUGCAAUUAAAUCUUAUUGCAAGCCUGCAUACUCGACUAAAUUUGACGAUUUAUCACCUUAUUCAUGUGUUUUAUAUAACGAUAAUAAAGGAAAUUAUUACUAUUCCACUGAAGAAAAAGAAUCAAAUGCUUUAAUAGCUCAUAGUAUUCAUAAUAAUCAAUUAAAUGAGGAUCUUUAUCAAAGUUUUCAUUCAAACCUAAAUGUUGUUGUUACUACAAAUAAUAGAAUUACUCCCCCAAGAAAGUUGGACAAUGAAUUUUCAAUCAUUGUACUACCAAUACCAACAUGCCCUAUGGCCUCUCCCUCAGAAAGACUUAAAUGUGUUUUUGAAUCUCUUCAGGAAUAUCGCAAGACACCUUUACCAAUUAUUUUCAUACGAUAUGUUCAAUAUACACUCUCAUAUUCACCUUGUGUUCUACUAUCUUUAUGGUAUCCCCACUCAAAAUCAUGUUCAUUGUAUUAUAGCUCUGUUCCUGGACCAACUGAACAAUGCAAUUUCCACAAGAAACAAAUCCGUGAUAUGAGCUUUGCUUUACCUUUAACUGAUAACAUUGGCUUGGCUAUAUCCGUAUUUUCAUAUAAAAAUACAGUUUCUAUAUCAGCAUCAUGUGAUACAAAUUCUAUUAGUAAUCCAGAUUUAUUACUUUCUUGUAUUAAAGAGUCAUUUGAAGAGCUCCAAUCUCAUAUAGAGAUAUAA
This is a messenger RNA of Cryptosporidium muris RN66, 2118 nucleotides long. RefSeq lists its product as uncharacterized. Gene Ontology annotation, cellular component: plasma membrane. Gene Ontology annotation, molecular function: long-chain-alcohol O-fatty-acyltransferase activity; diacylglycerol O-acyltransferase activity. Lineage: Eukaryota; Apicomplexa; Conoidasida; Eucoccidiorida; Cryptosporidiidae. The record is from RefSeq and is a predicted model, not a curated record. The transcript has a single exon. The coding region runs from base 1 to 2118 and encodes 705 amino acids. Gene Ontology annotation, biological process: triglyceride biosynthetic process.